Messenger RNA from Perca flavescens (yellow perch), 4437 nucleotides. RefSeq names its product ubiquitin specific peptidase 38 (gene usp38). NCBI's taxonomy places the organism in Eukaryota, Metazoa, Chordata, Actinopteri, Perciformes, Percidae. The coding region runs from base 248 to 3352 and encodes 1034 amino acids. The transcript is spliced from 12 exons. Gene Ontology annotation, molecular function: cysteine-type deubiquitinase activity. The record is from RefSeq and is a predicted model, not a curated record. Gene Ontology annotation, cellular component: cytosol; nucleus. Gene Ontology annotation, biological process: ubiquitin-dependent protein catabolic process; protein deubiquitination.
UUCUCUGUCCAUAGGAAUGACGUCGGUGGAAGGAUAAUCAGCUGAUUGAUUGUGAGCGAUCAAAUUAAUCAUAAUAACACGGUUUUAUCAGUCAAAAGACGGUUAACAUCUACCGACAAUUGAGGAUAUUCUGGUCUGACAUUGUUGACAUGCUUUGUUUGGGUUUUAAGGUGUUGUGGACUGUUAGCUGGACAAAACGAACCAUUUGAAGACAUCACUUUGAGCUCUGGAAAACUAUACCAUAAUCAUGGACAAGAUUUUGGAGGGCCUUGUGAGCUCCGAUCACUCUGUUCCAGUGAAGAGGGCCAUUGUGAAGAAAGUAGUGGAAGCAGCAGAGAAAGCAGUGACAGAGGAGCAGUGUCAGGCAUUGUUUACUCUCACUACCCGCCUCAUCUUGCUUGGUGAAGAUGCCUUUCAGAGGCAGAUCGGCUUCCAGGUUUUGGAAGCCUACGCACGUUACCACCGCCCAGAGUUUGAGCAUUUCUUCAGUAAAGACUUUGUCCUCAGUCUUCUCCAGCAGGGCUAUGGCCAGCUGGACCGCAAAGACCCAGCCAUAAUAGACUACAUUCACUGCUGCCUGCGGCUGCUCAUCAGCUGUCCCUCGGUGCUCGAGAUCUUCAGCGUGAUUCAGGUGGAGGUUUUAAGGAUGGUGUGUGAACGUCCGGAGCCUGCUCUUUGUGCCCACCUGAGCACUUUGCUGUCAGACUUUGUGCAGUGCAUCCCGAGGGAUAAGUCGGGCGUUUUGUUCUGCCAGCAGCUGGUGAGGACCAUCAGUUACUUCCACUGCUUUGUCAGCCAAGAACGGGAGCUGAGAGAGUAUGUAGGUCAGGUGACUAAGGUUAGCACACUGCUGCAAAACAUCUGGAAGGCUGAUCCAGCCACACUGCUUCCGUCACUGCAAGAAGUGUUUGCCAUUAUCUCUUCCACAGACCCCUCCUUUGACCCAUCCAUUUCUCUGGCCAGUCUGGUUCAGCACAUCCCUGUCCAGAUGAUCACCGUGCUUAUCAAGAGUCUCACCACAGACCACAAUGUCAAAGAUGCAAGCAUGACUAAAGCACUCUGCAGGAUGAUUGACUGGCUUUCUUGGCCUCUGGCCCAACAUGUUGAUACCUGGGUCAUUGCUCUGCUGAAAGGACUGGCUGCAGUCCAGAAGUUCACUAUCCUCAUAGACGUCACUCUGCUUAAGAUUGAACUGGUAUUCAGUCGUCUGUGGUACCCCAUUGUGCGGCAUGGGGCGCUAGCUGUGCUCUCCCACAUGCUGCUGAGUUUCCAGCACUCUCCUGAGGCCUUCCAUUUGGUUGUUCCACAUGUGGUGCAUCUCGUCCAGUCUUUGAGGACAGAUGGUCUCCCCACCAGCAAAGCAUUCUUGCUGCAGUUCACUGAGCUUAUACACUGCAUGAUGUACCAGUACUCCGGCUUCCCUGACCUCUAUGACCACAUACUAGAGGCCAUCAAGGAUCUCCCAAAACCUGAAGAAGACAAGAUCAAGCUGGUGUUGAAUCAAAGUGCCUGGACGUCCCAGUCCAACUCAUUUGCCUCCGGUCCUCUGAGGCAAGUUGGGAAGUCUGAGACCGGUAAGACUGGCCUGGUCAACCUUGGGAACACCUGCUUCAUGAACAGCAUCAUCCAGACCCUCUUCAUGGCCACAGAUUUCAGGCGGCAUGUUUUAUCAUUACAUAUAAAUGGUUCCAACACACUAAUGAAAAAGCUCCAGCUGCUCUUUGCUUUCCUUGCACACACUCAGAGGGCAGCAUAUGCUCCAAAAAACUUCUUGGAAGCGUCUCGGCCUCCCUGGUUCAAUGCCGGCUCUCAGCAGGACUGUUCGGAGUACCUCAGAUUUCUUCUAGACAGGUUACAUGAAGAGGAGAAAACACUUCAAGUCCUGGAAUCAGUUAAGCCAAAGCCCCCCCCCACUGUUGACUCAAGCAGCAAAGACCCAACAGGUCAAACUUCUCCGGAGGAUGGUGAAGAGUCAUAUUUGACUCCAGCAGAGAACAGACCCGAGAAUGACGGGAGGACUUUGACAGAGAGGAUGUUUGGUGGGAAGCUGAUCACAGGUAUUCGCUGUAUGCAGUGCAACUGCAUCUCUGAGAAAGAGGAGCCUUUUACAGACCUCUCUUUGGCCUUCUGUCCUUCUGCCACCUCUCAGGGCACCCCUCAACCUGAAGGGCCCUCAGAGGAACCCAAGGUUCUCUGUCAGGGAUCAGUCAAUGGCGGCAGUGAAAUUCCCGAGCCAGGCUUGGCCAAAGCCCCAGCUAGCAAUGUCCAUUUUGUGCCAGUGACAAAUGAGCCUCCUCUCUCUGUGCCUGACCUGGUGAACUAUUUCCUGGCUCCAGAGAUCCUGGACGAAGAGAAUGCCUAUUUCUGUGAGAAGUGUAUCUCCCUCCAGCGGGCAGAGCGGACCAUGAAAGUGGUGUCGGCACCGGAAUACUUGAUCCUCACCCUGCUGCGGUUCUCAUAUGAUGCCAAAUGCCAUGUCCGGAGAAAGAUUCUGGACAAUGUCACCAUCCCGCCACUCAUGAGACUUCCAGUACAUGCCCCUUCAAUGCCUAAACAAUGUUCCUCUUCUACCUCUUCUCCUCUGCAAGUGGAUUCUCCUGAGAGCAGUGAGAAUCUGGCCAAGAAGCUCAAACCAUCUCAAAAAGAUGAGGAGGAGAGGAUAGAUGGAGCAGAGCAGAUAAAUGGAAGAGGAGAGAUGGCAGUCCACUCAGUGCCGUAUGUCCUCAGCUCAGUGGUCAUGCAUUCUGGUAUGUCGUCCGAGAGUGGCCACUACUAUUCUUACGGGCGUAACAUUAAUGGCGCAGAUGGAACACAGCAUCCAGCCAACCACUUUGCCCUCAAGGAGGAUUUGGGGAAUGGCCAGACCGAGUGUAGCCUCUCCACUUGCUCAGCUCUCUCAAUUCCACCUGAACGAGGAGACGCACAACCUAAUAGUGGCCAGGAGGCAAGGGAUUGGCUGCUGUUCAAUGAUAGCCGAGUGACAUUCACAUGCUUCCAAUCAGUGCAAAACAUUACAAAUCGCUUCCCCAAGGACACAGCUUAUGUGCUGAUGUACAGGAAACAGGAGCUACCAGGGCAGAACAUAAAUGGGGGACUGAUGGCAAAUGGAAUGCGAUUGAGUACUGAGCCUCCCCUGCAGAAAGAACUACUGGAUGCUAUUAUCAAGGACAACAAGCUGUAUUUACAGGAACAGGAGCUCAACGCUCGGACCCAGGCUCUCCAGGCUCCUUCAUCCUCCUGCUCAUUCAGGCCCAAUGGUUCGGAUGACAAUAACCCACCAGGGAGCUGCGGCCCAUCUGGUGGAGGUGGAGGGGGAGGGGGCUUCAAUACCAUUAGUAGACUGGUCUUCUGAAAGAAUUAAUGCUCCAGGAAAUCCAGAUGAACUGGCACUAAAGAGCAUCCUGAACUGAUCAUAACAUAGAUGUGCUUAUAACCUUAUGAAAAGAGCACUGAAAUGAUUUUAAAAAAAAAAAAAAAAAAAACACACACACACAGCAUCUGUGUGGAUUCUGAUCCUAGAUUUGAUUUUGUUCUGACUAAAAUAGUUUUUAUACUGCUGUUUCAGUCAUUUGAUAGUAUUUGAUUUGUUUAGAUUCUUUUUUGUGCUCUCAACAUUGUAAUCUACCAUUAAUCCUCCAAAUUCCCUAACUUGACGUGGAUAAUACUUAUUGGUGCAAAUGUAUUCUCUCUCUCUUAAAUGACAUAGUAAAAUAAUGAUCCACUUUUGCAUAUGUUGAUAAAUAUGUGAAACUGGUUGAGUCUAGAAAGUGCUCAUAUUAUCUGGCUUCUCCGAGUGUUUAUAAUAUUACCUCACACACAAACAUGCACAUACAUGCAUGUGCAGUGCACAGUACAGAAAAAAAGCAUUUAACUGUAAGAUAAAUACUUUUUUUGAUUUGUCACAGUUCUGAACAUACAGCUCACAACCUUUUGUUUACUUUUCUGAUUUGCAUGCAGCUUUUCUUCAUGAGCUGUGGAGUUUGAUUUUCAUGAUAUUUGACUCUUGUUCAAUGUGUGGUUUGCUGUGUUUUACAGGUUUCAUAUCCCAUGCAAUAAAUGUACAUAUGACUUAAAAUAUUCAGAAUAAUCAUGGAAUACAAAACUAUAUGUGGAAAAUUGAAUACUUGGGUAAUCUCCGAGAUAAAGGCAUUUUCAAUAUGAAUAUUUAAUGCUGUCCUCCCACGAUUUGGUAGUGUCAUCUACAGAGAACUAUAUUACAAUUGUUUAAACAUACUGACAUCUGUUUGACAGCAUAUUUUAAUGUAUUCCUCUGAUUUGAUCAUUCAGGGAGAUUUGUGUUCAUGCUGAUUUAAUGUGCCUUUUGAUAUUUAUUGCAGAUUUUUAAAGAGGAAUUUGUCAGGAUGCACACCUCAGCUGUACUGUGUUUAUAUUCAUAAUGGCUUUGUUUGUCCCUGCAGUAAAAACAACCCAGUAUUU